AUGACCGAAGAAGACGAAGGGGCUCUUUUCGAGCAGAAUGUAAAAGACCUAUGGGAUGUCCACUUACAAUCGAUCCAUCAAUUUCACCAAACACGUACCGCUCAAGAUCUGGAGAAUUCAAUACAGGCCGGAGAAAAAGCUCUUACUGCAAUUCCAAAACAUCAUGUUUGCUGGAGCGCCAUCGCGUGUAACCACAGCGACAAUCUGACGGAAAGAGCGAGGGAAAAUGAAUUCAAAGAGGACCUGGUAUCUGCAAUAUCACUAUUGCAUGAAGUGUUAGCAGUAGUUCCAGACACUCCUGCUCAACGACCCAUACACUGGCACACUCUGAGCAGAGCCAUGCACGAAACGUACGAGCAAGACGGUACCCCUGAUGAUUUGGAGAGCGCCAUCCAUUAUUCUCAACUGGCGGUAAACUCUGUCGAAUCGGACAAUCCACAUUAUGCCGACUUCUUGGGACAAUUGACGCAAUGCCUUGCAUCAAGAUCCGCAUCACGCUUAACUAGCAAUCUUUUAGACUUGGGGGAAGCUAUACGGCUUGCGCGAGGCGCCCUUGAUCCUACUAAUGCGAACCAGCUUCAUGAUCUUGCACUGUUACUUAAAUCUUACUCUGAACACACUGGACUACCUGAACCCUUAGAAGAAGCGAUCACGUUGAACCAAAGAUCGCUGGGAAUAAACAUCGACGAUCGCCAUCGAUGUUGGUAUCUCAACAGUCUGGGGUUGAUGUUUUGCUCGAGAUAUACUUUCACCGAACAUCCUAUAGACCUCGACGAAUCAAUAAAAUGCGGACGUCGAGCAGUAGCAUUAGCGGGCAAAACAAACGAGAGCGAGAUGGAUAAUGUCAACUAUGCCAUCUGCCUAAUGAAUCUAAGCGACUCUAUUGGCUGCAGGUCUGACAUUAAUCACGAUAUGGUUGAUAUCGAGGAAGCAGUUCAAUUUGCUGAGCAGGCGCAAACUAUGGUGGCUGAAAAUCAUUCCUUACGCUCCAGAUUUCUAUCUUGUAUGAGUAAUCAGUUACUCAGACGCUCAACAGAAUCUCUGUCUGAAACGGACCUGACGAGAGCCGGGCAGCUAGCGGAGAAUGCUGUCAGUCUUGGUUCAAAGGACUAUAGUCAAUACGCCUAUCAUUUACGCGGCCUUUCGAAAAUUCUCUUCCUCGAUUUCCAAAGAAAUGGCAGCCCAGAGAGUAUACAAAAGAGCAUAAUGUUGCUGGAGGAGAGUAUAACUUCUGGUCUUAAUACUAAUUAUGCCACUCUUUCGGCAACAACAAAUGAGCUCGCACAGCGAUAUUACUCGCUCUCGAACACUACUGGGAGUCUUACCAAUCUAAACAAAGCAGUUGAUAUGUUGAGCAACCUGUUUGAGGUUUGUCCUACUGGCCAUCCCCAUCAGCGAAUGGUCAUGAUGAAUGUUGCACACGUCUUGCAUGCUCGGUUUGACAGGCUUGGAAUUUUGAGUGACUUAAAACAAGCUAUCGAGUUGACCGAGGAAGCACUUGACUAUUCUCCUGACAUGAAUGUGCCUCUCGAUUUCCAACUGCUUUGUGAACUCCUUAGCCACAGGUACCAAAGAUUGAGAGAUAUCAAGGAUCUCGACAGGUCAAUUGUGAUUUCUCGUAAAUUGGAUUCUAAUGAAUUGGGCAAGGACUUGUAUGAGAGCUUCAAAGGAGGAAAGAACAGAAAUCAUCUUUUGGAAGCUAUUGAGGAGUUGAAAAACACUAUAGGACGUAUGCCCGAAGGCCAACCAGUUGCAACAUAUCAGCUCAGCUUAUCAAACGCUCUUCGUGAUAACCUGAAGUUGGAGAACUCCACGUCAUCGGACGAAUGGAGUUACGCCAUCCAACUUGGGAAAAAAGCUGUAUCUGGCCUACCUCAAAAACACCCGAACAGAGUCGAGGCACUCCACAGCUUAGCACAUAUAAUUGAAGACAGCCCAUUUCAGUCAGCGGAAGACGAAGAAGCUGGACUGGAGUACUGCGAGGAGGCAUUGAAUCUCGAAGCGGGACCACCACUGGAUCGAAUACGCGUUGCUAUGCAUAUGUUCAACUCAUACAAGAAAAUGGGCAACUGGAAGAAAGCUCGACAAGCCGCUGAGUAUUUCAUAUACACCCUAGUACUCAAAUUACUUCUUCGAUUACUUCCACUCCAAGAUCAACAAUAUCUACUUCAGAGCCUGAAUGAGGCUUCUUCUAAGGGCGCAGGCGCUAUUUUGCAGGAUGGAGGCUCAUCCUGUGAUGCGAUAGCAUUGUUAGAAGCAGGCCGCACAAUGAUCACCAACAUAUCUAUAGUAUCGCGGGGAAAUAUCCCAGAAUUAGCUCGUGUGGAUCCACAACUACACGCUGAAUACCUUGAACUGCGUAAUGUUGUCUCUGCUCCAGUCCACGAUGAACAGAUUGAAGAGAAUCAUAAUCACUCCCAUGCAGCAGGUGGCCACCGACUCCACUUGAUUAGAUCAACAGUCACAUCGAGACUUGCAGAACGCGCCCGCCUUAUCAAGAAACUGGAAGACCUGGAGGCGAAAAUAUGUUCCGUUCUAGGGAUUGAGCAUUUAAAUGCUCCUAUAGAGGCUGAAUCACUGAAGCAACUUGCCACCGAAGGUCCAAUUGUUUUGUUCAAUACCGCAGUUUUUCGUACGGAUGCGCUCAUCAUAACGCAUAGCGAGAUCAGUUCUUUGAAUCUGGGAAAGCUCGACUACCAUGAUGUUCGAGCCAAAAUAAACAAACUUGUGGGCCCAGGACAGCUUGCAAAGGGUAAAAGGAGUACGAAGUUUGAUCGUCAGCAAGAGCUUAGAGACAUACUUGAAUGGUUAUGGACCACUGCAGUUCAACCCGUUUUGGCACAUCUGGAUUUGAUCAAAGAGAACUUGACUGAUAUACCAACACGCAUCUGGUGGGUAAACAGCGGGCUCCUUGGUCUUGCACCCCUCCACGCUGCUGGGAACUCGAAACAAUGGGCAUCUGAGUACGUUGUUUCCACUUACACAGCUAGCAUACGAAGUCUACAGUACGCCCGAGAAAAAGCUCAUCGACAUGCUAUUCUAAGUGAUCCAACAAUACUCGUCAUUUCCAUGCCGACGACAGCAGAAAAUAAAACUCCGCUCACAAGUGAGAUGGAGGAAAACGUGGUCAAAGAGUGUAUGACUAUCGAACCGACUAUUCUACAGACCCCUACAAGAGAAGCAGUUCUCGAAGCAAUGCCUAACCACGACUUCGUCCAUUUCGCCUGUCACGGUAUAGCCAACGCAGAAGAUCCAUCGUCCGGAGGUCUACUUGUCGGGCCAGCUCACGAAGAUAAAGUCCAAUAUAUCACAAUUGAGCAACUAUCCAACUUAUCUCACGAGCGCGCGCAAAUCGCAUACCUCUCAGCUUGUUCCACGGCCGAAAACUCAUCACUGAAGCUGCUUGACGAGGCUAUUCAUACUGCCAACGCGUUCCAAGUUAUGGGAUUCCCGCAUGUGAUUGGGACUUUGUGGGAGGCGAGCAAUCGGGUGGCUCCGAAGAUUACUAAGAUCUUCUACGAGACGCUUAUGCGUGAUAUUAAAACUGGUCAUGUUGCUAGUGAUGUUGUGGCGAGGAGUCUAUGGCAGGCGCUUUGUGUGUGGAGGAAGGAGAAACCGAAUGACUAUCUUUCUUGGGCUUGUUUUGUCCAUCUGGGAGCAUGA
Molecule: messenger RNA, 3663 nt
Organism: Glarea lozoyensis ATCC 20868
Lineage: Eukaryota; Fungi; Ascomycota; Leotiomycetes; Helotiales; Helotiaceae
Product: HCP-like protein
Exons: 1
Coding region: 1-3663 (1220 amino acids)
Molecular function (GO): protein binding
Source: RefSeq, a predicted model, not a curated record